AUGCAAACCGCCCGUCUGACCGACACUGCGCACCACGACGCCACCGUUCACCGAAAAAACCGAAAAGGUAAACGACCGUGCAAUUUUAGUGAUAUUAUUACAAUCGCCCGGUCCGUAUUAUUUUUUUUUCCGACGCGAUUUUCGCCGAGCCGCCCGGGUCGUCGUCGGGUUCGUCGGACACGAAUAUCGACAAACGUUUCGGACGACUUUACUCCGUACCGGCGGCGACGCAAAGUGUUUCUAUCCUGAACCACCGAUUUAACCGAUUUAAAUACCCGCCGCGACCCAAAAAUAUCCCCCACCCACCCACCCUACCGCAAAUAUAUUGAAAUGCGUUAAAUUUCAAUAAAAUUCGUCGAAAAUUCCUUUAAUGACUUUUGUUCUGUAAAACCAUAAUAAUUUUUGUUAUAUUUGUGAACAACCGGACACCCAUUUUUCGGGGUACCUCUUUCGAAUCGCCACUGCUCCGAGCGCUCGCCGAUAACGGCCGAACUCGCGGUCAGAGUUUCGAGCUUUCCGACCGGUUUCCCGGACGUCCCGCGGCCUUUCGGCGCGAAAAAACCGAAAGUUCCAAAGUCCGACCGCGGUUUAUUUCCGGGCCCUUGUGUUGUUCGGUCCUCGUUUACGAGGGCGCGCGAAGAAAAAUUGUUCAUUCGUUUGUCUGGAGUCCCACGAAUGCCGCGGGUCGACACGCCUGCCUCCCCCCCCAAUUCGUUUUCUUGUCGGCUGAUUAACGACGACGACUACAAUAAUAAUAAUAAGUUAAUUAUAUUUUUUAAGAUGAGGGUGCGCCGAUUAUACACGAAUACCGUUCGGAUCGAGUCGUAUUCGAUAAUAAUAAAAAAAAAAAAAAAAUAUGUUAAUAUCGGCGAGACUUGUUCAAAUAAUGGAGAAUUUACAUUUAAUUUUUACGCGAAUAAUAAUAAUUUAUUUAAUUGCAAAAAAAAAAAAAAAAAAAACCCCGAACAAGUAUUACUAUAUAAUUUAUAUACCGCCCGGGAACGGUUUUCGCGAAUGAAAAAUUAGCGCGGUUCGCGGGCGGAACGGCGAGAAACCAUCCGCGAGUCUGCAAACAAUCAAUUAAAAUUAAUCGAGUAGCACUUCGUUUUCUCGUUUCAUUAACACUGCAGCAGAACCUCUGCACCAGUCGAAAAUUUAUCGAUUAUGCCGCCGCCGGAAUAUUGUUUAUACGGAAAACGUUAAAACGCGAUAUUUCAACAGCAUCGGUUCGUAUCGGAAAAACGCCCGGUCCGCUGAAGCCGACGGUACUAUCGCAAUAGGGGACACGACAGUAUAAAGCGGAUUUUGUCGGACGAACGUGCCGUGUCGCAGUAUCGCGAAAUUCGCCGGACUCGACCGCGGUUUGAAUUUCCUCCGAAAUAAAUCUAAAUCGGUCCGCCGACGCAUGGAAUAAACCGAAUAAAAAAAAAAAAACACGGCGUGUCCCCUCCGAAAAACUAAUCGUUUACCUCCCCUCUCCUUAAUGUAUUUACGACUUUACGAACGCAAUUAGAAUAUCGAUUCGCACACGUGGCGACGAUAGUUUUCCUUUUUUCCCCCUUUCGAAACUUUUAACGCAGGGUUUCCGAGGGGUUUCGGCUGUGGCUAUUACUAUCGCUCUCGAAACAGUAUACAGCUAUUGACUAUCGCACGCGCACGAUAAUAGUGUUUGACGGCCGGCUUUCACGACAGUCCGUCGCGGUGGCGUAUUUUAAACGGUGGACUUCUGACGCCGGUCGAUCUGCAGCCUACGCAGCUUAAGGUUUCCAAAUAAACGUGCACUUUAACCGAUAAACAGAUUUUACGUGAUACAAUUUUUUACUGUCCAAUAACCUACCUUAAAAACCGUAAAUACACUAAACGGUCGGUCCACUAUUAUAGUCACUAGUACUGUUGUCGCCCUGUUCGCAAGACAACAGUUCAUGUCAUUCACCAGACUCGCUGUCACUGCAGUAGAGUGAAUUUCGUGACUGUCACGAUACCGACCUCACUCGAGCGGACAUUAUUUCCAUUAUUCCGUAUACAAAUAUACCGUUGUACACUGCACCGUUUAGACAUUUUAAAAAUUACCGUAACUUUUGAAACUAAAUCAAUUUCAAUCGCGAUAAUGUCACUCAAAAAAAAAAAAAUUGCAUUAUAUCGUGUUGUCGUUACGUGAGUUUAUGUUUUUUUUCUCCUGCAAAUGCUACAGGAAUAUGAUAUUUGUUGAAUAUUUUCAUUUUUAUUGUGAAUAAACGCGUAUUUGACGUGGCUUCUUUUAAUAUUGACCAUUAGUAAAUGAUUAACAAAUGAAAAUAUUAAAAACAAUCAAUCGACCGACGAACCUAACCUAACGCGUAAUCGGUCCUUUCGUCGUAAAAUCGACCGGAUAAUCGAAAUCGCCAAAGUGCGAUACGUAAUUGUCGCUGUAUUAUGCGGGAGAUAAACAGAGAAAAUAAUAAUUCGUUUUCGAAUCUACUCGUGAUCGAAUUUCCCACAUUCUUGUUUUUCACCGUCUGAAUCCGAAAAAAAUUUUAAAAUCGUACGUAAAAGAGAAGGUAAAAACCCGACGACGGGUCCGUUUUCCGGACUCGUGUCGAUCUAUUUAAAUAUUAUUUUCGUAAGCCCACACGAAAACGAUCGCGCAAAAACUAAUAAAUUAUCGCCGAAAGAAUAGUACCGGGCGUCGUCGCGAGUGGUGCAACGCAACAACGGUAUACCGAUGAUAUUCGACGGAAACCUUUUGACCUAUUGUGUUUAGGAUAUAGUAAACACUGCGUUGUGUUUUCAAAGGAAUAUUUCGUGUUAUUAUUAUUAUCAUUUUUUUUUUACCGGCGCGAUGCCGUGAAAAAACGAUAGAUAGAGAGAGUGAAAAAAAUAGUAAUUUAUUAAAUGAUAUUAUAUCGACAAAAUAUUGGCUUAAUACGCGUUCCGGGACACGACGGUUUUUUACCAUUAGGUUCGAUUGUAGGUACGGUAUAAAUAUCAACAACCACGCCAGUGCGUAUAUACGUAAUGUGUAACAAUAAAAAAAAAAAAAAAUAAUAAUAAUAAUAAUAAUCCCCCGAAACGGUUGACAGAACGAUUUUUUUUUCCCCCCGUAUUCUUCGCCCCCGUCCGCCGUAAACGUUAAAAAAAAAAAAAACGCUUUCGAUUCGCGUUACGCGUGCACGUCGUGUCUCUGUACAUCCAAACACAAUAAUCGCUCGCGAGUCGCAACGUCUUCGGCGGAAAAAAAAAUAAUAAAAAACCCACGAGACAUUAAUAACUAACAAUGACAAUAAUAGUAUAACACAGGCGUGUGUGCUUAUGCGUAUAGGUGUACAGGUAAAAAUGGCGAACGACACAACGAACGGCGGAGAGGGGAAGAAACAUAAUAUGCGUAUGUGUAUAUAUACACAAGAGUUUAUGAAAAGUUUUUAUUGUUUGCCGAACAAUCGAUAUGCGUGUAUAUUGGGUCUACUUCUACUCUGUAUGUCUCUGUCUCUCUUUCUAUCUCUCUCUCCGUCACUCUCUCUCGUAUGUGUUUUUUUUUCCUUUUUUUUUUUUUUUCUGUCAAAAGCUCGCGUUCCGUGUCACGCGUCAAUCCAAAAUAAUCCGCAGCUAUUUUAUAUAACUCGAGGCGACUUCCAUUAGGGUAAUUUGCAGCGACCGCCCCGCAGUGGCGAACGCACGCGGUGCAAUCGAUUUCCUCCUCCUCCUUCUCCUCCUCCUCCAUCUCCUCCCCCCCACCCACGUUUAGCCGCGACUUAAUACGCUGUAGUAUACCGUAUAUAGAGUCGGUGUUCGGUUUAGCGUAUACCCUAGCGUAUAAUGUCUUUGUGAUUCGUACAAUGUCCACGAAAAAAAACGCCCGUCGGUCCACGAGCGGUUGUAAAUUUUUUUAUCUAAUCGCGCGAUAUAAGAACGAAAAAAACGACGGAAAAAAAAUAAUCGCGAUCAACAACUUGUUUUGAAUAUUAUUACGCGACCGUAUUUACGUCGUCGUCGUCGUAGCGGCGGAAAAAAAACCGGGGUUUUUAACGCCGUAAAAUCGACGAAAAGAGAAAAACGAAAAGAUUAAAACGCGUCAAACGAGACUUAUCUUAUCGGUUCGGGGGUGGGGAGGGUUGGGAGGGAACAAACCUCUGCCGUUUCGCGUUUAGUUGUCCGCAUAAUGUUAUAAAUAUUUUUUUGUACGACAAUAACAAUAGCCUAACCAGCUGUCCGCGAGUUUACACGCUACGUUAAAAUAUCUGGUCGCACUUGAAAUAUCGCAACAUGACGCGUGUCGGACGAACACCGUCAAAGUCAACGAGAAACGUGGCGUAAAUAUUGAAGACAAUGCGCUAGUGAUACCGCGUUAUUACACUGAUACCGAUGCGAAUGUUACGCAAUGCGAUUGUUACUUGCACAAAAGUUUUAUGUGAAUACAAGUGUCCCACGAAGACAGUGUGCCCGUUGUAAUUGUCACCGGAUAGACAAUAAAGAUAAUCAAAUUCGCGUCUCUUUUUACACACAUUACUAUCGGGGAUGAAAAAUGACUUUUUAUUAUUUUCCGAAAAUUUGAAUACGGCCAUUUUAUAGCGUUUAAUCGUCUGAAAAUGUUUGCGUUUCAACUUUUUAAUUUCAUUGAAUUCGUGAUUUUUAAUCAUUUAAACUCUAUGAAAUGGACGUCUUCAAAAUGUUUCGAAAAUAAAAAAAAAUGAAAAGUAAUUUUUACUGAAACAUAAUAAAUCAAUCGAAAUAUGAAUAUUUGUAGUUCGUCUCCUCGAGAUUAAUAUGCAUAAAAAAAUAAAUCAGAAAUCGUAAAAAUAUUCAAUGCAUAUGUAAUUAUUUUACCAUAAUAUGACAUAAUAUAUGUUGUUGACAAAGAAACACUAUCAAUUGAACUCCGCUCAGAAUCGUUUUUUCGUUGGCAAUGGGUUUAUCGUUGCUUACAGAUAUAUAUUAAAUUCUCGUCUGUUUCCUACUUUCCCAACUUCCCACAUACAACAGUGGCUGCGCCCACGCGCGAAGUUAAUCCCUCCUUUUUUUUUUUAAAUUUAUAUACGAUGUUGUCCUGACACUUUUAAAAAAAUGAUUUAAUAAAACGCCCACUACAUUAUAAUACUGUCGUAGUACUAUCUCGUUCGUCUUUACGAUAAAAACAAACAAUCCAUUUACACAUAGGAAUUAAAACGUUAAUUUUGUGUUAUUCUCGUAGCCAGAGUUUUUAGAUUAAUAUUUUUUUUUAUUUUUUUUUUUUAAGUAACAUUUAUUGUUAUCGCUCUGUUAGAUUUUGCUUUUCGUCUCUCCGAACGCCAUUCCUUUAUAAUAAUCGCAAUUUGAUUAUCUGUAAAAUUACGUUUUCACUUGCCGCAUUUAGAAGACGAAAAAUCAGUUUUAGAUAAAAUAAUAUUAAAAAACACAACAACAAUAAUAUACUGCGCCCGACUGGUUUUAACUCUGCGUUUCCCGCCGCAUAGGUUAGUUAUCGGUUUUUUUUCUUUCUGACGGAAGACCUCUUGCGGGACUCGUAGAACUCACGCUUCCAAAAAUAUCACCCCCCCCCAUUGACUUGAAAAUACAAGAAAUUUACCGUCGAAAUGCAUAUUACUAUAAUAGUUCAGCCGGGCUACGAGGAAGAGCACGACGUAUUGAUUUGAAAUCGGCAUUUUUUUUUAGGAUCCGGCUUUUAAAUUUCCUAUUUCCGUAGUCGGAUGGGGGUUGAGAGGACGACUUUACGAUUCCUAUUCGUUAUGUCCUCCGGUCGAAAAUUCCCGGGCACGCCACUGAAUUCAUUACGAUCGUCGGGGACGAAAGCAAACGUGUACGACGUUUAAUCCGCGCGAGGACAAUACAAUUAUUUCCGCGGGAAAUUUCGCGUCCAAUUUAAUUAUCAUUAUUGUCGACUCGGAACAAACCACGUUAAAAUAUCGUUGAUUUUUGGAGGGGGGUUACACCGCGCGCCCCCGCUACACGCGCGAUUAAUGUGCCGUCGUAUAUGGUCUGUUGACAAUCUUUAUCAAAUACGAUCGGAUCCUAACAAAUAAUAUUAUAAAUGUGCCGAUAAAUAAAUAAAUAAACAUCGUUUUAAAACGGAUACGUUCCGAGCGGAGCGAGAAAUCUAAAUUAUAUUAUGUGCGUUUUUAAUACUAAAUCUUUCGGAUCCAAACGAUCAAAUUAUCGCCGAUAACAGCCUGCUAAGAAAGGACACAUAACUCGACGAGAGGCACGAUUCUCGUCACCGUUUCGAACACGCGUCCGUUUGAAAUCCGUGCCUCCUCUUCUCUUGCGCUUUCCGCGGUGUCUGCGGUGCGAAAUACGUCAGUUUUUCGAUUUUCCGAGCGGUUUUCGUAUUGUAAUUGGGAAAAAAAAAACCUAUCGAAAACGGGAAAACUCACGUACACGUGUCGUACACGUUUAUACAGAAAAAACUUCGCUCCGAAUCGCUUUUCGUUAGCGGACGGUUUAUCGUAGCGUACCGGUAUACAGCGAAUUUCCCCACUACCUUUCCGGAAUUUCACCCGCAACGGUGGCCCACCCGUCGUUCCAAGUAUGUUCUUUUUUUUUUUCUUUUUUUUCCAUGUCGUUUCCGUUAUUGUGCCCGCGGGAUUCUUUAUGGCAUUUUCGCUACUGGUGCCGCUGCGGUGACUACGCCGCUACACUCAUUCAACGCGGUAUCGUUGCCAAAAUAAUCUCUUGAACGGGAUUCUUUUUGUGUGUAUUUUUUUUUUUUAACUAAAAAACAUCCCCCGGCUUCCCGACAUCGUCGAACGCUCGGCGAUGUUUCGAAAAAAAGCGAAAAUGCGCGUUGAAGUUACCGCGGCAGCGAGUUGAAAAUCGCGAAUUAAUUGCUAACCAGUGUCCGGCUUUUGUACAAAAAAAAAAAACAAAAUCCGGUCUCAUAAGAUACAACGCGAUAUAACACGGGAAAACCGUAGUUUAACAAAUAUAAAAAAAAAAAAACCCUAUAAAAAGCGUACAUUUUACGGUGUAAUUAUAAUUAUUGUUGUGUCCACUGUUUUUCAUACGUCGACUGCGUAUUUUUCUGUUCGCAGAAUAUGCGGGAACCAUCAAGAGCGAGUACCCGACGCAAACCGCGUCCGCCUCGUCCACCGCCGACAUACCGUCCGCUCGGGUGGCAGAAGCGCAACACGCGUUGCCGCCGCCACCCACGCCGGCCACCGCGACGCCCGUGCUGACCGUGCUCCAGUACCAGCGACCGCGGACGUACACCAGCACCGGUGUGGCCCUGUCGCUGCCGCCCAAGAAGAAAGACAUCUACCGGCCGUACUCGCUGGACGACCAUAAACCGAUCAAAUGGCCGCGGCCCGAGGAGGACAUAAACGCCGCGCAGGCCAUACUCGACUUGAGCGCUUCGACGCCGAUCGUCAUACGCCCAGCGCCCCAGCGGCAGCCGUCGCCGCCCCCGACGUCCAUACCGCUACUGCCGCCCAAACAAGAACACCACGAACAACUUCUACCGCCGUCGCCCGCGGCGACACCGCCGCCGCCGCCGCCGCCGCAACAGCCGCAGCAACAACAGCAAGUCGAGGCCGCCGCCGCCGCGGUCAUGCCGGUCCAACAACAGAUCGCCGUGAUCGAACUCCAAACGCUGCGGCCGCCACCGCCGGCCGUACCGAUAGUCCCUCCGCCGUCGCCGGCGCCCACCAGCAAGACGGUGGCCUACACUUAUGAAGCGUUUUUCGUCAGUGACGGCCGGUCCAAGCGCAAGUCGUCCGCGGCGGCGGCGGCGGCCGCGACCGCGUCCACCGCGUCCGGCGACGAGGGCGCCGAAAAGUCGGCGGGGGCCCCGGCGGUCGGGGCGGCCGGCGGCGCGUUGGCCGUCGCCGCCGCCGUCGGGGCCGACUUUGGCGGCACGUCGCCCGGCCGCCCGUCCAAGUACACGUGUUCCGAGUGCGGCAAACGGUACGCCACGUCGUCCAACUUGUCCCGGCACAAGCAGACGCACCGGAGCCUGGACUCGCAGUCGGCCAAACGGUGCAACGUGUGCGGCAAACCGUACGUGAGCAUGCCGGCGCUGGCCAUGCACCAGCUCACGCACAAGCUGACGCACGCGUGCGACGUGUGCGGCAAGAUGUUCAGCCGGCCGUGGCUGCUCCAGGGUCACCUGAGGUCGCACACCGGCGAGAAGCCGUACGGCUGUGCACACUGCGGAAAAGCGUUCGCCGACCGGUCCAACUUGCGCGCGCACAUGCAGACCCACUCGGGCGACAAGAACUUUGCGUGCCCGCGGUGCUUCAAGUCGUUCGCACUCAAGUCUUACCUGAACAAACAUUUAGAAUCGGCCUGUCUGCCGGCCGCAGCCGCCGCCGCCGCCGCCGCCGCUGCGGCCACGGGCGCCCCUUUGUCGCCGUCACCGUCGUCCGCCAUGUCGUCGUCGUCGUCCUCGUCGUCGUCGUCUUCUUCGACAUCCUCGUCUUCAUCGUCGUCGACGACGUCGUCGGCCGCCUCGUCGCCGUCGCAUCAACAGCACAACGUGCACCAACAGCAGCCACAACACCACCAACAGCAUCUGCACCAUCACCAACAGAACACCACUGCCGCCGAAAUCACCAAUCUCAACUUGUUGCGUCCUACGGUGCUGCACACCGUCUAAAAAACCGUCGUCGUCACCAAAUAUACUAUUAUCCUCUCGCCUCUUCCUUCUCCUCCUUCUCUUCCUCCUCCUCCUCCUCCACUUCGUCCUCUUUCUCAUCCGUCGACUAAACGGUUUUUCCGGUUUUCCAUUGUAAAUUUCUCUCCCCCCCGCCCCCACCUCCCCAAACACAUAUUCUGGUCGUAUUUUAUAGUCAUUUUUUUUUUUUUUUUUUUUUUCGAUCGAAAAUCUUUAUUAUCUAGUUCAUUUAUUGCAUUCAUUACAUAAUAAUAUAUUUUAUUUAUAUUUUAUUUUUAUUUUACGGUUAUAGGUUUACGUAUAGUACGAUAAGAUGAUAUAUUUUAUUUUUCUUCUUUUUCACACAGACAUC
Messenger RNA from Cinara cedri, 8933 nucleotides. The record is from the annotation of a GenBank genome assembly. Lineage: Eukaryota; Metazoa; Arthropoda; Insecta; Hemiptera; Aphididae.